AUACCUCUGUUCUCCCAUACGAAAGACUAUAGCAGUAACGGCCUAAUGGGGUUUUCUUGAGUUUUCUGAAUAUUAUACGAGUAAAAAAAAAAAAAAUCAUAUAAUUGAGUUUGUAGACUCACGAGUCCGACGGAAAAUCAACAAGAACAAUGAACAAGAACGUUUACUACUUAGCAUGUGGGGGUGUCCAAAUCUGCCUCGUCUAGAAAAAUGUUUGGAGUCCCAGAAAAAACUAAACUUGUUUUUUGGGAUACCGUUAAAUUAGAUUAAAGAUUAACAGCUAGCAAAAUAUAGCAAGACAUUUAGAUGACACUAAAGGAGCAGAGGGACUGUAAAAGAUAUGAUAUAAGAUUAAGGGGGUUAAGGGGCAGUGGAAACGAAACGUAGUCGGUACGGAGUUCAGCAGCAGCAGCAGAGUGAAGACGAGGAUAAAAAUACACCGAUCUUACUUUCUACAACCUCCACUCUAGAAUUACUUCUUGACCAAAAUUGGCUCCGAUGUGUCUAGGGCAAGUGUGUUUAAAGGUCUCCACCCUAGUUAUAAUGACAGACUUCCCUGUCUGGUCCGUGCACACUGUGUAGCCGCGGUUCACCCCCCGGCACCCCCGUGUUUGUUUACAAAACAACCGCCCUGUCAUUUAAAGCAGAUGAUGUUGGAAGGAUGACUUUUUUUUUUUCUUCUGCACCAAUGAACGUCACUGGUCGAAUCCUAUUUAUUCGUGGUCACUGCCAGGACUUCUCAAAUAGCGGGGCGGGCCAACUCUGGGGGGUGGGGGGGUUAGCGAAUGAUGUCGUGUCUAUAGCCAGGCCUUCGUCUACUACAAAAUAACUUAGCUCAUAACCUGGUCCUGACCAGGUUAUGUUUAGAGUUUAGGCAUAAAAUUCUCUACGAGCGAUAUAGAUUAUCAGCUACAUUAGCUGAUGUUUUUCUUUUCUCCUACUCCCUCAGGUACAAAUCCUGAAGCUGACAUAUGCAGUAGCUGGAGGAGAGCUGUGUCUGACGAACAGCAGAGAUGGGGCCAACUAAACAACACAGAGGACUCAACAAGGUGGCGCGCUAGCUUUUCUGCUCAAACCUGGAAACCAGAGUAUUUGGGUCGGGCCAAUCUGCACGUCUUUGAGGACUGGUGUGGUGGUUCUACAGCACGGCUUCGAGAGAAUCAACACUACCCACUGUAUCCUCAUUCUAGAACCACAUUGCAAAAGUUGGCAGUCUCGCCCCAGUGGACAAACUAUGGGCUGAGGAUAUUUGGUUAUUUGCAUCCGUAUACUGAUGGGGAAUUUGUUUUUGCCAUAAGCUCAAAAGACAACUCCGAACUGUGGCUCAGCACCGAUGACUCACCCCUACAUGUGCAGUUACUGGCCAGGGUUGGGAAGACGGGCACAGAGUGGACAGCUCCGGGCGAGUUUGAAAAGUACGCCAGUCAGAUUUCAAGUCCCUUUAGGCUCUUUGCAGAGAGGAGGUACUUUUUUGAAGUUAUCCACAAGCAGAACCACAAAGGCACAGACCAUGUGGAGGUGGCAUGGCAGCUGCUGGACCAAAACUAUGGGUUUGUGAUCAUUGAUUCCCAACACAUCUCGCUCUAUGUUAAUGAGUCUUCAUUUUCGAUGAAUGACGUUGCACACAUACCUCAGACACUUGCAAGCCAUGCCACCAGUGCUAAAAAAGACCUCAGUGCAACAGUGGACAUGCUGAGGGAAGACCUGCAAGAUACGUUCUACCAAGUGUACAAACCCAGCUACACAAUCAAAGACUUCCCUCUGCUGCGAUACCAAGGAUUGCAGUUUGUGCGCUUGUCCUACGUCUACCCUAACGAUUAUACCCGACUCACACACAUGGAGACAGAGAACAGCUGCUUCUACCCAGAAAGUCAGUACUACAUGAACAUGUAUAAGUUCUCUAGAUACAUGAGACUUGACCCUCCUGAAAAAAGAAACCUGGACAGAGAUUUUGAGUUCACCGGUAAGAAGUCAGUCAUGUAUGAGAACGACUACGAGUUUGACUACGGAGUCCAUCGAAGGGAGAAGAAAAUUAGGGAGCAGCCGAUGGACAACGCACUUUUCUUGGACUAUCAAGGGUACCGGGAUGAAGUUAAUCAAAUGCACAGACGCAAACUUUUCUCUUUGACGUUACAAGAAGGCGGCAAUCGCACAUUCAGCUCUUCUGACACAGAGCUGCGAGUACAUAAGUUAAGGGAAAAGAAGGCAAAAUACAACCUCUUCCGGCCAGAAAAGCCACAAACGCCGCAGUCGGAGCAAACGCGAGCCACUGUGGCAGAACAGUUGACGGCAAAACAGAAACGAUUGCCUGCUGAAAAAAAGAAAAAAACGAUCACAGCGCAACAGAAGAAAGAUCCAAUGCCAGGGGUUAGUGAACAAAUUAAAGCAAAGGAGGAAACCGCUGUCAUUUCAGAGCUAAUUGCAAAAAAACAUGCCAUUCAGCGGCGGUAUAAAAAGAAUUAUACACCCGUUAAUGCACCUAACGGCUUUUUGUUUUCAGUCACUGGUGCCCCUUUGACAGAGAGGCCCACCAUGGCCAAAGAGAAGGGAUUUGCAGCUAGUGAAAUCCAGGCAGCUAAUAAGAACGGUUUCACCGCUGCAGAAAGCAGCCAGCUUUUAAUCAAGUUUAACCAGAGAGAUGCAGAUAACAGGAAACACCUCAGGGAUAAAGAGACGGACAUGAACGUGGCGCAAUGGCAGGGUUUACAAAAUAGCAUUAAAACAGAGAUGGUAGCAGAGGAUGAGAAGCAAUCAAAAGGAAAUGCCACGGGAGAAGACCGAGCCAAGGAUGAGUGGGACCCCGUUUGGAUACCGGAUGUAGACUUUGAGGGCCCUGAUGAUGGAGACCUCACUCCUCCACCGGAGUACGACGCUGAAGUGAACUGGGACCAGACUUUCCAGAUUGCCAACCUGGAUUUCCAGGCGUUUCGUUCAGACUGGAUUGACCUGCACUGCAAUGUCUCUGGGAAUUUGCUGCUUCGCUCCAGCGAAGCUUUGCCACUGGUCCGAGCCUUCAUGGAGCAACUCAACAGAAAGCACAAUGGGCGGUUCACAUUAGUGCGGGUCAUUAAUGUGGUGAAGCGCGCCGAUGGAGUCCAGGGAAAUCGAUACCUCCUGGAGCUGAUGCUGAAAGACGUGAAUGGCCAGCUGCUGCGUCUGUCGCACUACAUCUACGCUCUGUUCCGACAAAGUCGCUCAAGAAACAGGGGUCACGGCUUUAGAAAAACAAAAACCGAGACGCUACUGUGUAACCCCGUGGGCCUCCACUGGAAUCCUGACACCACUGUCCACUUUAUAGUGCCAGUGAAAAACCAGGCUCGAUGGGUACAGACGCUGAUAAGAGACAUGGAGACACUCUUUAGAAUAACCGGAGACACAAACUUUAACCUCAUCAUCACUGACUACGGCAGCACUGACAUGGACGUGAGGAAGGCUCUACAGGAGUCCUCACUUCCCAGGUUCCAGUAUUUGAAGCUGAGUGGAGACUUUGAGCGCUCUGCGGGUCUGCAGGCGGGAGUCAAUCAUAUAAAGGAUGAUCACAGCAUAGUGUUUCUCUGUGACCUCCACAUACACUUCCCCGAGUCUAUCAUCGACACAAUCAGGAAACACUGUGUGGAAGGAUACAAGGCGUUUGCACCUAUAGUGAUGAGGCUCGACUGUGGGGCCACACCACAAGACGCCAAAGGUUACUGGGAGGUGAAUGGGUUUGGCCUGCUUGGCAUUUUUAAGUCAGACUUGAAUGCUGUCGGAGGAAUGAACACCAAAGAAUUUAAAAACCGCUGGGGAGGAGAAGACUGGGAGCUCCUUGACCGGUCAGUUCUGUUUUUUUUUAAAAGUUGUUUAAUAGCAUAAAUGGUACAUUAAUAAGAUGCAUCAUGCAGAAAAAUGCAGUAAAACCUUAAGAUCUAAAACACCAUUGAGUUUAAUGUAGUUGUAACAAAGCAUCACCUAUUCUAGUGUUAAAUGCACUUUUUGUUUUUUUAAAUACACAUUUUACUCAC
Molecule: messenger RNA, 4001 nt
Organism: Cynoglossus semilaevis (tongue sole)
Lineage: Eukaryota; Metazoa; Chordata; Actinopteri; Pleuronectiformes; Cynoglossidae
Gene: b4galnt3b
Product: beta-1,4-N-acetyl-galactosaminyl transferase 3b
Exons: 18
Coding region: 922-3852 (976 amino acids)
Cellular component (GO): Golgi cisterna membrane
Molecular function (GO): acetylgalactosaminyltransferase activity
Source: RefSeq, a predicted model, not a curated record